AUGUCGUCUUCCUCGAGCAAUUCUUCCUCAUCCACGUCUUCGCUUGCACUCUUAUUACCACCCGCCAGCACCAAUGAGAACAACUCGCCAUCAUAUCCAACAGACCAGAAGUUCGCGCAAACACCAGCAACAUCCGAGCUCGAGACGCUGACUCGCACCGUCAUCGAUGCCAUCAACGCCCGCUCCUACCAGCCCAUCCAUAAUCUUGUUGCGUCGACGUACAAGGCCGAUCUGGAUGAUAUCUCUCGAUCAGACUCGUACGAUCAGGAUGUGACGCAACUCUGGAACUUGAGUUCGGAUAAUCCAGGCUAUCGUGUGGAAGUAAUGGAGGUCGAGGCUGACGUGGAUGAGAGGGGUGGUUAUGCGAUUGUGUACUGCUUGUUGUCUGUGACUGGCAGACCUGCGAACAUCAGAAGGCAGUCGGUAUCGAUCGUCGAAUGGAUGCGACGAAAUGGCCAGUGGCAGUUUUACAAGGCCACUCUCAUGAGAGGCCUGGACGGCACCGAGAUCGCACACCCGGGAUGCAGGCGUUGCGCGCACAAGAAGCCCAGGCGAAACUCUGCAGUCAACACAACGUGA
Zasmidium cellare ATCC 36951 is the source of this 579-nucleotide messenger RNA. RefSeq lists its product as uncharacterized. Bases 1 to 579 code for a protein of 192 amino acids. Lineage: Eukaryota; Fungi; Ascomycota; Dothideomycetes; Mycosphaerellales; Mycosphaerellaceae. The record is from RefSeq and is a predicted model, not a curated record. The transcript is spliced from 2 exons.